This is a messenger RNA of Cephus cinctus (wheat stem sawfly), 3714 nucleotides long. It is a transcript of the gene Lon, whose product is annotated as lon protease homolog, mitochondrial. Bases 245 to 3313 code for a protein of 1022 amino acids. Gene Ontology annotation, cellular component: mitochondrial matrix. NCBI's taxonomy places the organism in Eukaryota, Metazoa, Arthropoda, Insecta, Hymenoptera, Cephidae. The record is from RefSeq and is a predicted model, not a curated record. The transcript is spliced from 10 exons. Gene Ontology annotation, molecular function: ATP-dependent peptidase activity; ATP hydrolysis activity; single-stranded DNA binding. Gene Ontology annotation, biological process: mitochondrion organization; protein catabolic process; protein quality control for misfolded or incompletely synthesized proteins.
UUCGUUCUGCGACGGUUCGCGACGUAACUGGACGUACCAACUGACAACAUAACCAGUAACAGUGAGUAACAGCAUCAACCAGCAUGCUGUGGUGUUCUGUGGUGGCUGUGAAGAAGAUAGCGGCACUAGCGUUGGAGUAGCAGACGGUAGAAGAAUACGUGACGAGACACAUUGACACAGACCACUUAUUGCACAUUGAGACGUUGGAUUGCAUGAGACGAAGCUCGGCUCAUCGUAAAGAAAAAUGCGACUACUAGUAACGGCUAUUAACCCUAAAUCACUGCCAACGAUAAUCCGACACCGUCUGUCUUUCGCUCGAACGUUUUGCACAAGUCAACAUUCCUUGAAUACUCGUGAAUUACCGAUCUUUCUAAAGCAACGACCCGGCAAUAAUGUUUCACUAACUCAAUCGCGGUGGAACCUUCGACUGCUGAACGAGAACGUUCGACGUUGUCGGAGCGUUCCUGUCGUGUCCCUCAGAGGAUUUUCAACGAGAAGACCAAGUGACAAGGAUCCGCCAAAAGAGGUUGAGGCUGAUGCUGAUCAAACAGACGAGUAUCCGGCAUCGUUGCCUGCUACCGUUGUUGUUCCAGAGGUUUGGCCACAUGUACCUGUCAUAGCAAUAAACAGAAAUCCAGUCUUUCCCAGGUUCAUAAAACUCAUAGAAUUAAGCAAUCCGGUGCUGGUUGAUCUAAUUCGACGCAAGGUUAAGCUCAAUCAACCUUAUGUUGGGAUUUUUUUAAAGAAGAGCGAAGAGAAUGAGGCUGAGGUUGUUGAAAAUUUGGAUGAUGUCUAUCCAAUUGGAACAUUUGCUCAGAUACACGAAGUCCAAGAUUUGGGAGAUCGAUUGAGACUCGUAGUAAUGGCACACAGGCGCAUCAAAAUAGUUGGACAGAUUUUGGAAGAUUUAUCGGCGAAGCCACCACAUGAAAUGAAAUUGACGUUUCCGCUAUUAAAUACGACAAUUAACGUCCCCAUAGACGACGCGGCAUCUGUCGUUAAGAAAAGUCGUAGAGCUUCGCAGCGGAAGAAGGUAGAGAGCAAGCCAGUAGAACAAAAUGUAAAAUUAGAAGAACCAGUCGAAGACACAGACGUUGAUGUUAAAACUGUAAAUAAACCUAAUGAAAGUGCCAACAAUCCAGAGGAAACAUCGACAUCGUCUUCGGAAACGUCCGUUCAGCCAUUAUUAAUGGUAGAGGUUGUUAAUGUCACACAUGAAAAAUUUCGACAAACUGAGGAAAUAAAGGCACUGACUCAAGAACUUAUUAAAACGAUCCGAGAUAUCAUCAGUAUGAAUCCUCUGUAUCGGGAAUCGUUACAACAAAUGCUACAUCAGGGUCAGAGGGUCGUGGACAAUCCCGUUUACCUGAGUGACUUGGGUGCUGCUCUAACUGGAGCCGACGCUCACGAAUUACAACAAGUUCUCGAAGAAAUGGACAUUCCGAAGAGAUUGAUGCUGUCACUGGCUCUUUUGAAAAAAGAAUACGAGUUGAGCAAGCUCCAGCAAAAGAUCGGGAGAGAGGUGGAGGAGAAAGUGAAGCAACAGCACAGAAAGUAUAUUCUUCACGAACAAUUGAAAGUGAUUAAGAAAGAACUGGGCCUGGAGAAAGACGACAAGGACGCAAUUGAGGAGAAAUAUAGAGAAAGAAUUCGACAAAAAACGGUGCCGAAACCGGUGAUGGACGUGCUCGAGGAGGAAUUGAAUAAAUUGAGUUUCCUAGAAAGUCAUAGUAGUGAAUUCAAUGUGACAAGAAAUUAUUUGGAUUGGCUGACGUCGAUGCCCUGGGGAAUAACUAGUCCGGAAAACUUAAAUCUCCAGCAGGCUGCCGAAAUUUUGGACAAGGACCACUAUGGAAUGGAAGACAUUAAAAAAAGAAUUCUCGAAUUUAUUGCCGUGAGUCAGUUAAAAGGGUCUACCCAAGGAAAGAUUUUAUGUUUUCACGGACCGCCUGGAGUGGGCAAGACAUCGAUAGCGAGAUCGAUAUCGCGGGCGUUAAAUCGAGAGUAUUUUCGAUUUAGCGUUGGCGGAAUGACGGACGUUGCUGAAAUUAAAGGGCACAGACGCACGUACGUGGGAGCUAUGCCAGGAAAGAUUAUUCAGUGCCUUAAAAAAACCAAGACGGAAAAUCCCUUGGUUCUCAUCGACGAAGUGGACAAAAUCGGCAAGGGUCAUCAAGGAGAUCCAGCAUCGGCCUUGCUUGAGAUGCUCGAUCCUGAACAGAAUGCUAAUUUCUUAGAUCACUAUUUGGAUGUGUCCGUCGAUCUUUCAAAGGUCUUAUUCAUUUGUACCGCAAACGUGAUAGACACGAUACCAGAACCUCUAAGAGAUCGAAUGGAAAUGAUAGAUAUGUCCGGUUAUGUCGCCGAGGAAAAGCUUGCGAUUGCAAAACAGUACUUGGUGCCACAGGCGAUGCAGGACUCCGGCUUGACAGAGGCACAGAUCAUGAUUGAGGACACUGCAUUGAGUACCUUGAUAAAGUCAUACUGUCGAGAAUCAGGCGUAAGAAACCUCCAGAAGCAUGUUGAGAAAGUAGCGCGCAAGGUCGCUUUUAAAGUUGUCAAGAAGGAAGCAGAGAAGAUUGACGUGACGAACAGCAAUCUCCAGGAUUUCGUAGGAAAGCCCGUGUUUACGCACGACCGUAUGUACGAUAUUACGCCUCCUGGUGUGGUAAUGGGUCUUGCCUGGACGGCUAUGGGCGGAUCGACUCUCUUCAUCGAAACGAGCAUACGAAAGCCAACCGAAGGCAAACGACUCGAAGGAAGUUUUGAAAUUACCGGGCACCUCGGGGAAGUCAUGAAGGAAUCGACGAGAAUUGCCAUGACAGUCGCCAGAAACUUUCUCAGCAAGACAGACCCCGGGAAUACCUUCCUUUACGAUUCUCACCUACAUUUGCACGUUCCCGAAGGCGCCACUCCCAAGGACGGGCCUAGUGCAGGUACAACCAUUGCCACCGCAUUGAUCUCUCUAGCCAAGAACCAGUCCAUCAGACAAGACGUGGCGAUGACCGGGGAGCUUAGUCUCAUGGGAAAAGUGUUGCCGGUCGGUGGAAUUAAGGAGAAGACAAUUGCGGCUAAACGAGUGGGCGUUCAGUGCAUCAUCUUGCCUGAGGAGAACAAAAAGGACUUUGACGAUCUGCCCAAGUAUAUUACGGAUGGCCUCGAAGUGCAUUUUGCUUCCACCUUCGACGACAUUUACAAGAUUUGUUUCAUCGGAGGACGCACAGCUAAUCCACUUGGAACGAGCAGCACUAUAGACGUCAAUGUUGCGCCCUCACAAUCCGCUGCUCUUCUUGGCAACCGUAAUGCAGUAUGAACGUCUUCGAUCGUCGCGGCAAAGUGACACUUCAUUUUGUAUACUCCUACUGUUAUAAUAACUUCAUUUCUCAUGUCGCAGAUCUUAGCAUUUUGAAAUGUUCGUUCGCGCAGUAAGUCAGAUUUUUCUAUUCGCGGGAACAAAAUAGAGCAGGAUAACUGCGGGUCGAGAGAUAGCCGUUUAAUAAUUUGCUCGCGGUAGUUAUCCUUAUUAAAUGCGACAACACAAAAAGACAUUUCACGGCAGUCAAGCAGACUGAACGAUAAUUUAUCCCGACGAUUGCGAUGUGGGAGCGAGCACGAAUUCUUCGCGCCGAUACGUAUAACAAACAAUGAUCAUCUGGUUUGUUACUGAAAAAUUGUAUUUGAUUCUGUUAAUAAAUGAAAAAUGUACAAAUGUCA